AUGUCAAGCUCCACCGAAGUCCCCCGUAUUUUCGUCAUUGGCGCAGGUUCUCGAGGUUCCGCAUACGCAUGGGCAAUCAAAACAGGUACUCCCGGCACCAUAGUCGGUGUCGCCGAACCGGUGGAAUUCAAACGGGAUUUGUUCGCGUCGAAACACGCUCUUGACGUUAGUGCGGGGUUAGUGUUCGAAGACUGGAAACAUAUGAUCGCAACAGAGGAGGCUAGAGAAAAGUUGAAGAGGGAAGUGGACGGGAUUUGCGUCUGCACACUUGAUGAGACUCAUUGUGAAAUCGUACUAGCUCUUCGCCCUCUCAACAUUCACAUUCUCUGCGAGAAGCCACUCAGCACAACUCUAGAUUCUUGCGUGCAGAUGUGCCAAGCUCUCAACUCAAAAAAGCACGAACCCAUCAUAUUCGCAAUCGGACAUGUGCUACGAUAUUCCCCCCACAACAUGCUCCUCCGCAAGCUCCUUUGUGACGAUAAAGUAGUUGGUGACAUCGUCAAUAUAAACCACACCGAACCUGUCGGGUGGUGGCAUUUUGCCCAUAGCUACGUCCGCGGUAACUGGCGCAAAACGUCCACGUCCGCCCCAUCUCUCCUGACGAAAUGUUGCCAUGACAUAGACCUCCUCUUAUGGCUUCUUUGCUCACCGUCUACCUCUGCUCGCCCACAUCUUCCAAGCUCUAUAACAUCCUCUGGCUCACUCGUACACUUCAAACCCAGCCAGAAGCCCCUCACAGCAGGCGCUGCAACCAAUUGUUACUCAUGCCCUGCAGCCGAAACUGAAUGCAUCUUUUCGGCAAAGAAGAUCUACGACGAGUUUAACCUUGCGCAAGGCAAUAAAGGCUGGCCAGUUAAGAUCGUAGUCCCAGAGAUUGAAGAAGCACCUUCAAUCGCGGACGCACAGACGAUGCUAAAAACAGCGCUGGAAGCGGACUACAGCACUGAUAAAGAACAGGGAGAUAAAAGCUACUACGGGAGGUGUGUGUAUGAGGCAGGUAACGACGUCGUGGAUAACCAGGUUGUCACCAUGACCUGGGAUGACGACGGACCAGCGGGCCGAGGUGCAAAGACAGCUACAUUGACUAUGACAGCAUUUUCGAAGCGGAUUUGUGAGAGGUUUACGAGAGUAUACGGCACUUUGGGUGAGGUGGAGGCGAAUAGUAAUACUAUCACAGUCCAUGACUUUAGAACGGGACAGAGCAAGGUCUAUAGACCGUGGGUAGAUAUGGUUAGUGGACAUGGCGGUGGAGAUGGCGGACUGGUCGGUGCUUUUGUGCGAGCGAUUAUAAAGGUUGGUGAAGGGUGGACAGUGGAGGAGGCUCAGAACAAGGUUGUAGGUGUGACGGUUGAUGAUGUGCUCAGGAGCCAUGCAGCGGUGUUUGCUGCGGAGGAGGCUCGGCUCGGGAGGAAGGUUGUGGACUGGGAUGAAUGGUGGAACAGGGAGGUAGGACAGGGGGCGUAA
Messenger RNA from Morchella sextelata, 1464 nucleotides. RefSeq lists its product as uncharacterized. The record is from RefSeq and is a predicted model, not a curated record. Lineage: Eukaryota; Fungi; Ascomycota; Pezizomycetes; Pezizales; Morchellaceae. Bases 1 to 1464 code for a protein of 487 amino acids. The transcript has 3 exons. Gene Ontology annotation, molecular function: nucleotide binding.